AUGAACCAGCUGGCAUCUUCUGCCACCAAUCACCCGGACACGGCCAAUGGUCUCCAAAGCAUCUUAUCCGGAAAUUCUUUCUUUAGUGCAGGAAUAGGUUUGAUGGGCUUUGGAGCGGGUUUGGCAAUCUUACGGCGUGGAGUCAUGUCUGGGGCAGGUCUCAUAAAACGAAGAAUGUUGGUCUCUCUGGAAAUCCCAAGUAAAGAAAAAAGCUACAAUGCGUUCCUUCAUUGGAUGGGAACGGUCCCAAAGCGCUACUCAAACCAGCUUGCCGUUGAAGCAAGAGGAAGCGCCAAAAGUAUUUUCCAUCCUCCCACUCGUUCAUCCAAGCAACCCACCCCCAGCAGUCUCUUCCAACUCGUUCCCGGACCAGGAAAGCACAUUAUUAAAUACAAAAAGUGCUGGAUUCAAGUCGAGCGCCAGCGAAGCAGCCGGCUACAAGAUCUGACGACCGGCACUCCAUGGGAAACCAUCACGCUUACUACAUUAUCCAGAGAUCGAGAAAUUUUCUCUGACAUGCUUCUGGAAGCUCAAAAAUUUAUGCAUACUGCUCAAAAAAACAAAACCACAAUAUACACAGCAUGGGCUACUGACUGGAAGCCAUUCGGAUCACCAAGAUCCAAGCGUCUUUUAUCCAGCGUUGUUUUGGAAAAGGAUGUAAAAGAUCUGAUUACUGAAGAUGUCCGUGACUUUUUGGGUAACUAUCAAUGGUAUGCUGACCGAGGUAUACCCUACCGCCGUGGAUACCUCCUAUACGGCCCGCCGGGAAGUGGAAAAACUUCUUUUCUGUACGCUUUGGCCGGUGAACUGGAUUAUGAUAUAUGUGUUUUGAAUCUUGCUGAACGAGGCUUGAGUGAUGACAGACUCAAUCACUUACUCUCCAAUGUUCCUCCGAAAUCAGUUGUUCUCCUAGAGGAUGUUGAUUCUGCUUUCCAAGGAAGAGAUCGUUCCGGCGAAGUUGGAUUUCGUGCCAACGUCACGUUUAGUGGUCUUUUGAACGCAGUUGACGGCGUAACGUCUGCAGACGAACGAAUUAUAUUUAUGACAACAAAUCAUCCAGACAUACUUGAUCCCGCUUUGAUACGUCCUGGCCGUGUCGAUAUCAAAGCAUAUUUGGGCAAUGCCACCCCUCAGCAGGUGCACGAUAUGUUUCGUAGAUUCUAUGGAAAAGAUGAUCCCAAGCUGUCGUCAGAAAUAAGUGAAGUUGUAUGUGGAAAGAACACGAGUAUGGCUUCCCUGCAAGGUCUAUUUGUUAUGAACAAAACAUCGCCAGAGGCGGCACUGGAACUUGCAAAAGAGCUUCCUCAGCUUCCAAAGAGUACGCCCUUUGCAUUCAACUCUCAGAAAAAACCUCUCUCCGUCUAA
This is a messenger RNA of Schizosaccharomyces osmophilus, 1365 nucleotides long. RefSeq names its product mitochondrial Rieske ISP assembly ATPase Bcs1 (gene bcs1). Gene Ontology annotation, biological process: mitochondrial respiratory chain complex III assembly; protein insertion into mitochondrial inner membrane from matrix. The transcript has a single exon. Gene Ontology annotation, molecular function: ATP binding; ATP hydrolysis activity. Lineage: Eukaryota; Fungi; Ascomycota; Schizosaccharomycetes; Schizosaccharomycetales; Schizosaccharomycetaceae. The record is from RefSeq and is a predicted model, not a curated record. Gene Ontology annotation, cellular component: mitochondrial inner membrane. The coding region runs from base 1 to 1365 and encodes 454 amino acids.